Messenger RNA from Knipowitschia caucasica, 378 nucleotides. Lineage: Eukaryota; Metazoa; Chordata; Actinopteri; Gobiiformes; Gobiidae. The record is from the annotation of a GenBank genome assembly.
AUGAAGGUCCGAGUGAUGGGACUCAAAGUGGCCCUCAGCUCCAAACUGGCCCAGGAUUACCUCCAGGUGGUGGACUCUCUGGACGUCCCGACUCCGGACCCUCAGUUCCUCUCGGACCUCAUCAAACAGCGACACUGGGGCCAGUCUGUGCUCAUCGUCCACAACGGGGAAUUUCCUGAAAACAUUCUUAGGGCGACAGAAGAGUUGAAGACAGUGAACCUCAUUCCAGCAAUCGGUCUGAACGUCCACAGUUUGCUGAAACACGAAACUCUCAUUUUGACUUUGGAAACGAUACAAUUUCUUGAAGAGAAGUUACUUUGGCACGACACACGCUAUUCCCCUUUGUACCCGUUCAAACUGCCGUACUCCGACCUAUAA